Molecule: messenger RNA, 1785 nt
Organism: Triplophysa dalaica
Lineage: Eukaryota; Metazoa; Chordata; Actinopteri; Cypriniformes; Nemacheilidae
Gene: tbl2
Product: transducin beta like 2
Exons: 7
Coding region: 353-1681 (442 amino acids)
Biological process (GO): endoplasmic reticulum unfolded protein response
Cellular component (GO): endoplasmic reticulum
Molecular function (GO): protein binding
Source: RefSeq, a predicted model, not a curated record
CCACGCAUGCGCGCUGGCCAGGAGGCGCUCUGUAUUUGAUCGCUUGUGUGCAAUUCGUUCUUUGACAAAGUACCCCGAGUUUAGCGAAUGGAUGAAUGCAGGUAAUUUAAUAAUAAGUUCCUGACUCUUUGCAAAACAAAUAUAGGUGAACGGAUUGAUUCGGUUUAACGUGAUAGUAAACAUAACUGUGAUGUGUUUCAGCAGUCAAGUUGCCAACGAGUCACUGGAAAUAAAGUGGUAACGUUAAACAAAGUACGACUCGAGUAAGAGUGCAAACAGAUAGCAAGAGGUCUAUUAAACAGACGGUUUUAGAUUUUACUUUAACCUAUCUCGAGCGAUAACGUGGCACAAGAUGGUGGUGUUUGCUGCCAUUCUUGCAUUAUCAGUAUUGAUAGGUGCGCUGGUCAUUUUAGUCGCUGUAGCAAUCAGUAAACAGAACAGUGAAUCUUCUGAGGAGAACGAGCAGAACAAAGACGCAGAUUCGACAAUUGAUGAAAAUGCUGCGAAAGCGCCUUCCAAGAAGCAAAAGCAGCAACAGCGCCCCCGUAAGGAAAGACCGCAGCAACACACAUUCUCCCAUCAGCUACUUGCUUCCGGUUUAAAGAGUCACAAUGGCAAUGUGACUUGUCUGGAUUUUAGUAGCAAUGGUAAAUACCUUGCGUCUUGCUCGGAUGACCGCACCAUUAGGAUCUGGAGCACUAAAGACUUCCUGGAUCGAGAUCACAAGUGCUUGCGGGCCAACGUUGAGUUUGAUCAUGCCACCCUCGUCCGGUUCAGUCCAGAUUCUCGAGCCUUUAUAACCUGGCUGGCAAACGGAGAGACCAUUCGCAUCUAUAAGAUGAUCAAAAAGGACGAUGGCACGUUCAAUUUUAAGGCAGCCCCAGAAGAUUUCCCUCAGAGGCACAAGGGAAUCAUUUUAAACAUUGGGAUUGCAGAGACGGGCAAAUUUAUAAUGUCUGCCUCUGUUGAUACCACCAUUGUGAUCUGGGAUUUGAAGGGAGAAGUUCUGGCUACUAUCAACACUAAUCAGAUAACCAACUCGCACGCGGCUAUAUCACCAUGUGGCAGGUUUGUUGCUUCCUGUGGCUUUACCACGGAUGUGAAGGUGUGGGAGGUUUGUUUUGGUAAAACUGGAGAGUUCAGAGAGGUUGUGCGUGCAUUUGAUCUUAAGGGGCAUUCGGCUGGCGUUUACUCCUUUGAUUUCUCCAACGACUCUCGAAGAAUGGUGACCGUAUCUAAAGACGGCACAUGGAAGCUGUGGGACACUGAUGUGGAGUACAAGAAACAGCAGGAUCCAUACUUGUUGCGGACUGUGCCGUCUCAGGUGUCAGAGGGGAGCCGCAUAGCACUGUCUCCAGAUGGCCGCGUAGUUGCUGUGUCCAACGGUUCUGAUAUAGCCAUGUACAGUGCUAUCACUGGUGAACUAGAAGAAGAAUUCCAUGACGUUCACAGUAAAGAGAUAACCGACCUUAAGUUUGACAUGAACAACCGCUUCUUAGUAAGCACUGGCGACCGGGCCAUUCGUGUAUUUCACAAUGUAAUUGGUUACCGUGCCGCCAUCCAGGAUAUGCAAACCAUGCUGAAGAAGUCCCCAAACGAUGGAGUAAGACAGAGACUCCAGCAGCAGAUAACAGAUGCUGAGAAUGCUCUGGAAGCUGUGCUUAAUGGACCAAAGAACUAGACAAAAGAACAACUUUAACUGCCUUUUAUGAACUGAAGGCCAUUUUGUUUUCAGAGUCUCGCUUUAGCAUGUUGGUUCUAAAGAAUAAAUCAAGUGUUUGAUUA